UAAUAAAACAUUAAGUUAAUUAGCGUACCAAAUUUUUGACUGAUUUAUAUUUAAAACAUUUUAAUAACACUUGCUGCUACACAAAAGUGAUGCUAUGAAAGCAACGAGUCUUAUUUAUGAAAAAGUACUGUUUUUAUUCCAAUAAUCAUGGAGGAAAUAAAUCCGUUGUUUUUGGAUUCAGAUUGUAUGGUUUCUUUGAAACGGCCUACAAAUGAAUCGCAAGGGAAUGACAAUGUGACGGAGUCGCAAUCAAACGAAUCCAUCAACAAAAACCAAUUGGAGACCAGCGACAAAUCGAAAAAGGAUCGUAUUAAAUGUCCUGAAUGCAAUCGUUAUACGGCGGAGAACAACGAACAACUGACACGGCACAUACGCAAGCAGCACAGGGGCGAGAACCCAUAUCAAUGCUACAUGUGCGACUACAGCACAUACAACAGUGUCGUAUUCGAGGAACACAUCAGGAUACACAAAGGAAUUAAACCGUUCACAUGCAAAUACUGCCCCCACAGCAGCGCCUCAAAGAGAAACCUCCAAAAGCAUGAACUGAUCCACCGUCCGGACAAUCCGUUGAAAUGCCACAAAUGCCACUACAUAGCGAGGCACCAGAAAGGACUGGACUGGCAUUCGAGGAAGUUCCAUGAUAAGAACGAUGACGAUAAAUGCCAAUACUGUAACAAAGUAUUCACAAGCGCCAGCGGUCUGGCCAAACAUCUGUCGGUGACGAAGAAGUGUGAUGAAUGUGAUUAUGUCAGCUGUUCUAAACAUUUGAUUGAUUUACACGGUGUUAAAAAACAUGGCUGGCUUAAAAUUGACAAAGCGAAGAAGCCGAAUGGCUUUGAAUGUGCCGAAUGCUCCUGGUCAUCGAGCAGCAAGCUGAAGAUCAUGCUGCACCUCGUCCAUCAUCCCAACCAGACGGUCAACGAGAGCUUUCUGGACGUCUCCAUAUUAAGGAAGUACGGGAUCAUGGAAUAGCUAUUGGUCUAAUAAAUGAUGUGCUGUCUGUG
Molecule: messenger RNA, 1004 nt
Organism: Danaus plexippus (monarch butterfly)
Lineage: Eukaryota; Metazoa; Arthropoda; Insecta; Lepidoptera; Nymphalidae
Product: zinc finger protein 431-like
Exons: 3
Coding region: 148-972 (274 amino acids)
Biological process (GO): regulation of transcription by RNA polymerase II
Cellular component (GO): nucleus
Molecular function (GO): RNA polymerase II transcription regulatory region sequence-specific DNA binding; DNA-binding transcription factor activity, RNA polymerase II-specific
Source: RefSeq, a predicted model, not a curated record